Sorex araneus (European shrew) is the source of this 1434-nucleotide messenger RNA. RefSeq names its product RNA polymerase III subunit C (gene POLR3C). Bases 343 to 1434 code for a protein of 363 amino acids. Gene Ontology annotation, biological process: DNA-templated transcription. The record is from RefSeq and is a predicted model, not a curated record. Gene Ontology annotation, molecular function: single-stranded DNA binding. The transcript is spliced from 10 exons. Gene Ontology annotation, cellular component: RNA polymerase III complex. NCBI's taxonomy places the organism in Eukaryota, Metazoa, Chordata, Mammalia, Eulipotyphla, Soricidae.
CUCCCGUUUCCCAACGAGAUGAGAGCAAGAGCGGCCGAGACACCACCGAGAGGCUGGGGCAGAGUGGCGCUUCCUUCCCUCACACUUCCGGGUCCUCCGGCGCCGGGGAUCUGUGUCUGCACCCGCCGAUCAUCGCACAUUGGCCCGAGAUUUUCACGUAACCCAUGAUGAACACCGUUCUCAUGAACAACUUUCUACACAUUAUAUUGUGUCAAGUAAAUUAAUGCUGGUAUUGCACUGAUUCAUAAUGUUGCUAUAUGCACCAGCAUAAGCUGAUUUAUUGAAUCAUUACCGUUCACCAAACCUGUUACUUCAGAGUCAGCUCUUAAAAUCCUCGGUACAAUGACUCAAGCAGAAAUUAAACUUUGUUCUUUACUACUGCAAGAGCAUUUUGGAGAGAUCGUAGAAAAAAUUGGAGUCCACCUCAUCAGAACUGGCAGUCAGCCACUGAAAGUAAUUGCCCGUGACACAGGAACAUCACUGGAUCAGGUGAAAAAAGCCCUUUGUGUCCUGAUCCAACAUAACUUGGUACUGUACCAGGUACACAGGCGUGGCGUGGUGGAGUAUGAAGCCCAGUGCAGCCGGGUGCUGCGCAUGCCUCGGUACCCCAGGUACAUCUACACAGCCAAGACUUUGUACAGCGACACCGGAGAGCUGAUCGUGGAGGAGUUGCUCCUGAAUGGCAAAAUGACAAUGUCAGCAGUGGUGAAGAGAGUGGCGGACAGGCUCACAGAGACCAUGGAGGAUGGCAAGACCAUGGACUACGCAGAGGUCGCAAACACAUUUGUGCGACUCGCCGACACACACUUUGUGCAGCGUUGCCCCUGCGUGCCUGCCACCGCUGAGAAUUCAGACCCAGGGCCACCACCGCCAGCUCCAUCCCUUGUCAUCAGUGAAAAGGACAUGUACGUGGUUCCGAAGCUGAGCUUGAUAGGAAAAGGUAAAAGGAGGAGAUCUUCUGACGAAGACGCUUCUGGAGAGCCCAAGGCCAAGAAACCCAAACACGCCACAGAUAACAAAGAGCCCACUCCAGACGAUGGGAUCUACUGGCAAGCCAACCUGGACCGGUUCCACCAGCACUUCCGGGACCAGGCCAUUGUGAGCGCAGUCGCCAACCGGAUGGAGCAGACCAGCAGCGAGAUUGUGCGGACCAUGCUCCGGGUGAGUGAGGUCACCACACCUUCCUGCGCCCCUUUCACGCAGCCCUUGUCCUCCAACGAGAUCUUCAGAUCCCUGCCUGUGGGCUAUAAUAUCUCUAAGCAAGUUCUUGAUCAGUAUCUCACUCUCCUGGCUGAUGACCCGCCCUGUGACAGGAUCUCCACUUGUCGUCUGAUGGGACGGCUCCCAGCUACACACUCAUGGCCACCAGAUUUGCUCACUCGGCAGCAGACUCGCUGGGCUUCCUGUUCGGCUAACAUUCUCUUUUUCCAAUAG